AUGAGUUCAUGCAAAAAAGCAAUUGUCUUGGAAACUAAUUUUGCAUAUUUCUUAUUCGUAUUAUUGAUAAGAGGUUCAGCCUCUGCAUUCUUUAAAUCUGGAAUGUUAAGUAUUUUACUAAAGGAAUAGUUCACUGCUGAGAAGGCAAAGAAGAACUUAUUUCAAAACACUUUACCUACAAUUUUCGUUUACUCUCUGAGAGUAUUGAACAGAAUAAUCUGGCAGAAAUAUUCAACAGAAAUAGUGAAUGAGGACAGCUUAAUUCAAACUUUUAUGAUAUAUAUGGUCAUGAGCAGAUGUCUUACAACUUUAUAUAAAAUCUUAAGAAAGACUAAAUCUGCUGAUAUAAAGAAUUAAAAACCAAAUGCUAUAUCAUCACCAAAGCAAGAAGAUUUGUGCUAAGCCCAGAAGAUUAGCAUAUUAUAAAAAUCAGAUAUGGCUAAUGAGUCAUUAAGCAAUUUAAUGAUGUCAUAAAAGAAAUUCUAAAUUCAGGAAUAAUAAGAUUUAAGUUUAUUCUAAUGCUUAGGAAUAGACUAAUCAGAUAAAUUUAUCGCUACAAAUAUAAUAUCUAAAAACAAUAGAUUAUAUAACGAAUCAAUAAACUCAAAACAAAGCAGGAAGUUAAACAAUAAUCUAAGAAAAAGAACUCAAUUUCGCUAUUGA
Stylonychia lemnae is the source of this 663-nucleotide messenger RNA. The record is from the annotation of a GenBank genome assembly. Lineage: Eukaryota; Ciliophora; Spirotrichea; Sporadotrichida; Oxytrichidae.